CCGGGCCUCCCGGGCGCCUGCUCAGGCCGGCGGCUUCGCGAUGCGGCCCGCGGGGAACCGGCAGGACCGCAACUCGGGCCGUUGUGCCCCGGAACCCGCACUGGGAACCUCGGCAUCCCCAGCCCGCGACCCUCGGGGGACCCUGGCCCCUGCCCACCCUCGUUGCCGAUCCCUCCGGACCCCUCCCCGGGAGCUCCUGCAGGAUCCCCCUCCCCCACUCCGUCCCCUCCCCGUGAGGACCCCGCAGGCCCAGGACCCCCGUCCACCCUUUGCAGUGACCCUCAGGACUCCUCUCCGGGAACCCCAUCAGGGCUCCCCAUCCCCCCAUUCCGCCGAUCAGCCCCUCAGAAGCCCCCCCCCCAAGCCCAAGAACCCCCGUCCACCUUCUGCCCUGAUCUCUCAGGACCCCUCCCUUCUGGGCAACACUUGCCACCCCCUCCCCGCACCCCACUUCACGUCCUCCUAUCGGGCCCAGAACUGCCCCCACCUCACCCCAAGGAGACCAGCCUCAGGGCCUUACCCGCCCCCCAUGCUGACCCCACAGGACCCCUCUCUGGCCUCUUGUCCCGAAGGAACCACUGCCCGCCCCCUGAUUUAUGCCACCCCCUGGCGGGAAGGGAGAGGAUUCACAGCUCCUGGCUUCCAUCCUGAAGUCUGCCCCCAGCCUCCUGACCCCAUCACGCCUACUGGCCUCAAAUGCCAGAGCCAGCAGGGCGGUCCAGGUUGCUCCUCAGAGCUGGCCCCUGACAGCCCGAGUGAGUUCUUUCACCCACAACUAGUGUGUUUAGCCAAAACGAAACGGCUUCCUUCUAUCCUGGCAUUUGAGACCCGGGUCGGGGCCUGCCAGAAGCAGGCAGCUCUUUGUUAAGGAAUAUUUUCAGAAGGGAAAAAUGUGCUGAAGAGGCUCGAGUGGAACAUGAAUGAGUUGUCUGCUUCGUUUUAUUCCCCCUCGGCCGGGCUGUGAUUGAGCUAGAGGACCUGUGUCCCUGUGUCUUUCCGUCUUAUGUGGCUCUUCCCAUCCAUCCCGUCGCCUUCCCCACUCCCAGCUCUGGCCUCAGAGUCCAACCUGUAGGUUCCCCUGGGCUUCUGUGGUCAGCGGAGGGUGGUUUGGAAGGGAUCACAGGUGGCUUGGUCCUGGCACAGGGAUGAGAUGAGACAGGAGAGGAGACACUGGCGUGACACUGUGGCCAGGACUGCAGGGGACGAGGAGCCGGGCCAGUCCAGUCCCCCGCAGCCUGGGCACUGUGCAUCUGGGGUCCUUCUGACGACAUAACCGUGCUCGGAAACCCUGAGAUAAAAAGCCCCAGCUUCCUUGUGGAUAUUCACUAGCGGAUUCUGGACCACCCUGGGAAAAAGCUCAUUGCGGCUCAGUACCUCAACUUCCCCAUCCGGAAACUGGGGUGCAGGGAGAGUGGCUAAAUUUUUAGAACAGAACUUGGAACUGCAGGGAGGCUAGGGUGUGGCCCUAUAUGUUCCCCGGGUGCUGUGUGGAAGGGAACGGUAAGGCCUCGGAGGGGAGUCCUAUGGGCUCCUGUGAAUCGCUGACCACCCAGGUCCCUGCUGGGGUCUUAGUUGACACCUCAUUGGAAAGUGGCCAUCUUCCUAGGGCUGAGCUGUAUUGCGGGGAGCCAGCUCGAAUCAGGGCUGGAAGAAUGAAGAUGAGAGAUGGUCUGUUGCAGGACUUGUGGUUAUACACUGGGUCUUGCCAGGAGGACCACGGGGAACGGGGUGGGCAUGAGGGGCUGUCAGAUAGCCAUGCUGAGGCCGCACGUAGAUCUCUGAUGCCCCACAAAAACCCUCUGACGCCGGGUAGGAAGAGGUUUGUUCUGUCCACUUGCUGAAGGAAGGCGUGGAGGAAAAGACUCCUGAAGGUCACGUGGUGUCUCUUACGCACAGGAAACUAAACUCUAUAGCCUCCCCAGGGUGGAAUUUUGUGCAGAGACAGUGGGGUAUGAAGGCUCCCCGGGAAUGACUGUGAACUCCAUAGGAAACCACGAGGAGGGCUUGUAAGUGAUACGAACGCAGUUUUACCCAAGACUGGGCUUGUGGAGCUGCAUCUUUGUUUGUGAGCUUUGAGAGGUGCAGGGGGAUGAGGAGGAAUGUACAUUUCAAUUUCCUCUUGCAGAAUAGAGAUGCCAGUUGUUACAGGGAAGCCCUGGGCCUGGAGUCAGAUGUUGGGGUGUGAAGGAAUGUAAGAUGUGUACAAUGUGGUCCCUGCCCUGCAUCUAAAGUCCUCUCACUGGCAUGCGGCGGCCCCCGCCACGUGCUCAGCACCGUGCCAAGCACCAUUGACAUAUUAUCUCAUUUAAUCCUCCCCAAAACUGGAAGAACCAGGAUUGCAGCACGCGCCCUUGCCAUCCUGGCCUGAGGCCUGCUGUGGGGAGCAUGAGACAGAAUUAUGUACAGCAGGCUGCAAUGGGAGCCUGAAAAUAAAGCCUGAUGCAUCCCUGGGGUGUUGGGGAAGGCACAGUAGGGAUGACGUAUGGACCAGGUCACAGGCAAGCGUGGCAGGGAAGGGUGUUCCAGGCAGCAGAAGUGCUUGGACACAGGCCCAAGAGGCAGGAGCAAGCGUGGUGCGCUCAGGGAGGCGUGUCCCUGCACUUCCUUUGAUAGGCGUCUUACUACAGGCCUUUGUGUCCCCAGUGCCAUCUGUACACUUGGCACACACGGUGGGGGGCUCCCCAGCAAAGGGGAUCCCUAGUUGGGAGAACUUGGAAAGGCAGCAAAGCCGCCCUUCCCAGGGAAGACUGCAGUACACACAUGCUAGCAGCCCGGGCAAUAGAAGGAAGGAGAUGAGUUUAGGAGAACUAACUCAGCUCAUCAGGGUCAGGGAGAACUAACUCAAUUCGUCAGGGUCAGGGAAGAGACUUACCCUUUUGAGGGAGAUUUGGAAGGCCUCAUUGGCAUGACUCACCUGCACUUUCAUUCAUUUCUCAGCAUGCCACGAUGUGCUUGUGAGAGUGUUUCAUUGAAAUCUGAGGCCCGGCACAGUGGCUCACACCUGUAAUCCCAGCACUUUGGGAGGCCGAGGCGGGCAGAUCACCUGAGAUCAGGAGUUCGAGACCAGUCUGGCCAACAUGGUGAAACCCCGUCCCUAUUAAAAAUAGAAAAAAAUUAGCCGGGUAUGGUGGUGCACGCCUGUAGCCCCAGCUCGCUUGAACCUGGGAGGCAGAGCUUGCAGUGAGCCAAGAACGCACCACUGCACGCCAGCCUGGGCAGCAGAGUGAGACUCCAUCUCAAAGAAAUAAAUACAAAUUUUAAAAAUUUUUUUAAAAAGAAAAAUGAGGGAUUUGCCAGAAGGGAACCUAUCAUAAUAGCCGAAAGUAAUCUGGUCAGAUUACAAGACAGAAAAUAUUUUUUAGGUCAGAAAAGAUUCCGCAGGUCAGAAUGGUUCAAUUCUCAGAUUUUAGCCAAAGGUGUGUGCUGCUGUUGCUGCUAUUGUUAUCAAUAAUGAUUAUUCUAGUUUUACUGUGUUUAAUCUUUAAACAGGAUCACCACAGAAAGGGAGGGCCUGUUGAAGAGGGGAAGUUUAUUUAUCCCGCAAAUAUGGGAUGCCUGCUAGACUCUGAAGACCCAAUAGCGGGCUAGACAGCCCCAGCCCCUGCCCUAGUAGAACUUUUCAUCCAGGAGGGAAUAAAUAUCACAGGUCAGGCUUGUCCUAAGCACAUGACAGGUUUAAGCUCAUUGAUUCCUUCCAACAAAAACUGUGGGAUAGAUACUGUCAUUAGCCGUUUUCAGAUAAAGAAACUGAGGCAGGCCAGGUGCAGUGGCUCACGCCUAUAAUCCCAGCACUUUGAGAGGCCAAGUCAGGGAGAUAACUUGAGGCCAGGAGUUUGAGACCAACCUGGGCAACAUAAUGAGACUCUCUCUCUGCAAAAAUAAUAAUAAUAAUAAUAAUAAUAAUAACAAAAUUAGCUGGACAUAGUGGCAAGUGUCUGUAGUCCCAGCUACUUGGGAGGCUGAGGCAGGAGAAUCACUUGAGCUCAGGAGUUGGAGGCUGCAGUUGGCUAUGAUUGUACCACUAUACUGCAUCCUGGGUGACAAAACAAGACCCUGUCUCUAAAAAUAAAAUAAAAAUAAAAAUAAACAAAAAAAAAAUUGAGGCAAAAUACAUCAUACCCAAGGUCACAAAGAUACAAAGUGGUAGAGGAGGCCAGGAGCGGUGGCUCACACCUAUAAUCCCAGUACUUUGGGAGGCUGAGGCAGGCGCAUCACCUGAGGUCAGGAGUUCGAGACCAGCUUGGUUAACACAGUGAAACCCCGUCUCUACUAAAAAUACAAAAAUUAGCCAGGUAUAGUGGCGGGUGUCUGUAAUCCCAGCUACUCAGGAGGCUGAGGCAGGAGAAUUGCUUGAACCCAGGAGGCAGAGGCUGCAGUGAGCCAAGAUCGUGCCACUGCACUCCAGCCUGGGUGACAGAGGGAGACUCGGUUUCAAAGAAAAAGGAAGAAAAAGAAAAGAAAAGGAUAGAGGAGGGAUUUGAACCUAGGCUGCAAGCUCUGAAGUUCUCACCUGGAGCCAAGAGAUCUGGGAUAACAACCUACACUCCAAGGCCAAGGAUAUGGAAACUUCCAGAACCAUGUGGAGGAGCAGCUAGACUGGGCGCAAGAAGAGAUCAGGCAGGGACCUCUGUAUUCAAGCCGCUGUUCUUGUUAUCCAAGGGGCAGCUCACCUGUCAGUUGUCCGCCCACCCCUUGCCAAGGAAGAGAGGACCUAAGGUGAUAGGUUGGGCCAUUUCCCCAGAGGUCAGAGCCAGCCAAGACAGCAGCAAUCUGUCAGGCUGGACAAAUUGGGGUCACGUGGCAUCUUGGGCUUUAGAUUCCGAAAUGAGUCUGUGUGCCUGGUAAUCAUUAGACAUGGAGGAAUCAGAAAUGGGGUGGGGGGGGGGGUAGGGCCGGGCGUGGUGGCUCACGCCUGUGAUCUCACCACUUUGGGAGGCCAAGGUGAGAAGAUCACCUGAGGUUAGGAGUUCGAGACCAGCCUGGCUAACAUGGCGAAACCCUGUCUCUACUAAAAAUACAAAAAUUAGCCAGGUAUGGUGGUGCGCCUGUAAUCCCAGCUACUCGGGAGGCCGAGGCAGGAGAAGUGCUUGAACCCAGGAGGCGGAGGUUGCAGUGAGCCGAGAUCGUGCAACUGCACUCCAGCCUGGGCUACAGAGCAAGACUCUGUCUCAGAAAAGAAAAAAAGAAGGAAAUGAGGGGUAGGAGAGGAAGGGAAACAACAUGGAAAGGAAACUCGGGGUCUUCAUUGCUGUCUCUGAAAAUGCCACACGCUGAAAGACGCAUCAUAUGCGCUCGCUGUUGAAAAAUAAUGACUGUUUUCACUGAGUAACCCCUGCACUUGGGGUUUCACAUAUGUGUAUCAUUCCCAAAGUAAAAGAAUACAGACAGAGCUGCAGCACAGCGGGUGGAUUUAGGGCAAAAGCUGUACAGUCAGAAAUCCAAGUUCAAAUCCUUCUUCUUCCUCAGCCUAGUCAAGGGACUCUCUGUGCCAUAUGGCACUUGUGUGUUAAAGCCGCCGUUGGCUUUUCUGCUUACACUGUACAGAAAUUUCUAUUUUUAUUUUUUUCAUUUUUUUUUUAGACGGAGUCUCUCACUCUGUCAUCCAGGCUGGAGUGCAGUGGCGUAAUUUCAGCUCACCACAACCUCUGCCUCCUGGGUUCAAGCGAUCCUCCUGCCUCAGCCUCCGGAGUAGCGGGGAUUAUAGC
Messenger RNA from Symphalangus syndactylus (siamang), 5705 nucleotides. RefSeq lists its product as uncharacterized. The record is from RefSeq and is a predicted model, not a curated record. Lineage: Eukaryota; Metazoa; Chordata; Mammalia; Primates; Hylobatidae.